CUGGUCAUCUCCUGUACUGUGUCCGCAGUCUCUGGUCAUCUCCUGUACUGUGUCCGCAGUCUCUGGUCAUCUCCUGUACUGUGUCCGCAGUCUCUGGUCAUCUCCUGUACUGUGUCCGCAGUCUCUGGUCAUCUCCUGUACUGUGUCCGCAGUCUCUGGUCAUCUCCUGUACUGUGUCCGCAGUCUCUGGUCAUCUCCUGUACUGUGUCCGCAGUCUCUGGUCAUCCCCUGUACUAUGUCCGCAGUCUCUGGUCAUCCCCUGAACUGUGUCCGCAGUCUCUGGUCAUCUCCUGUACUGUGUCCGCAGUCUCUGGUCAUCUCCUGUACUAUGUCUGCAGUCCAUUAGUUCAGAAUUUUUUUUUCCUGUUUUCUGCCUCUAAAACCUAGGUGCGUCUUAUGGUCAGGUGCGUCUUAUGGAGCGAAAAAUACGGUACAUUUAUUUUCCUCCAGACGUAAAGCGUGCCCCCUUGUCCUCUGUGAUCACCUCAAGGUGAAUAACUCUACACCGAGUUCACUAUAUG
This is a messenger RNA of Staurois parvus, 521 nucleotides long. Lineage: Eukaryota; Metazoa; Chordata; Amphibia; Anura; Ranidae. The record is from the annotation of a GenBank genome assembly.